Messenger RNA from Closterium sp. Naga37s-1, 1098 nucleotides. The record is from the annotation of a GenBank genome assembly. Lineage: Eukaryota; Viridiplantae; Streptophyta; Zygnematophyceae; Desmidiales; Closteriaceae.
AUGCGCGCCCCCGCUCUGCAUCACGCCCAGGCCGUGCGACCUCCAGUGCCGCCUCGUCUCCUCACUGCCGCCAAAUCGCAACCUCGCCUUCCCAUCUCCACAUCGCUGCCACAUCGCCGCCUCGCCACGUCGCUUCCACAUCGCGUCGUGGGGCGCCGCUCGCGAGCUCUCCGCGUCGCCGCCUCAUCACCGGCACACCGCCUCCUCGCCGCCUCGCCUCAAAGACGUGCCGCCUCCAGUUCGCCACCUGCUGCAUCGCCACAUGAAUCGCCCUCGCUUCCACCGCCGCCUCGCCGUUGCACUCAUUUUCCUCGAUCUGCCCCCUCCCUCCCCCCGUGUCCAAUCACCUCACCCCGCUACACGUGCUCCGUCAGCUCCCUCCGUACCCUCCCUUCCCUCUGUUUAGCUGUUCCCAUGCCGGGACUUUACCUCCCUUUUUUUUAUCACCUGCUUCCCAUCUUUGCCCCCCCUGGACACCUACGUUUUUCACCCUUCUUCCCCUCGUUUCCCCCCCUUGAUUACCCUCUUCCCCCCCCCCCCGCCCCUUCUUUCUCGUUUUUCCGCCCCUUCUUCCCCUCAUUUCCCCCCCUUCUUCCCAUCCUUUCCCCACCUGCUUAUGUGCAUCCGUGUGCAUGUUUGUGUGCCUGCAUCUAUGUGCAUGAAUGCUCCGUGAUUGCUUUCUAUACCCCUCUCUCCUCGGUCCCUCCGUCCCUCCCUCCUGCUUCCCUCGACCCUGUACCUCGUGCAUUCGUCUUCUAUCAUCCCUUCCUCCCCUCUAUCAUCCCUUCCUCCCCUCUAUCAUCCCUUCCUCCCCUCUAUCAUCCCUUCCUCCCCUCUAUCAUCCCUUCCUCCCCUCUAUCAUCCCUUCCUCCCCUCUAUCAUCCCUUCCUCCCCUCUAUCAUCCCUUCCUCCCCUCUAUCAUCCCUUCCUCCCCUCUAUCAUCCCUUCCUCCCCUCUAUCAUCCCUUCCUCCCCUCUAUCAUCCCUUCCUCCCCUCUAUCAUCCCUUCCUCCCCUCUAUCAUCCCUUCCUCCAUUCUAUCAUCCCUUCCUCCCCUCUAUCAUCCCUUCCUCCCCUCUAUCAAAAGAGAAAUGUUAUGA